AUGGAAACAAGCAUCGUUCUGAGCUCCAGCGAAGAGACUCUGACCAAACUGAAGUCCUGCCUGAAAUUCUGGACCGAGCUGAACGACCUGCGGAAGUUCUGUGACGUCAUUCUCCAGACUGAAGAUGGUGGUGCCUUCGCUGUUCGCAAAGCUAUCAUGGCAGUCUGCAGUCCAUAUUUCCGAGCUCUCUUCACUUCCAAAAUGACCCGGAAGUCUCGUUCUAAAUUCGUCAUCCCAGGUGUUAGUGGUACCAUGCUUCAAAUGAUCAUCCACUAUGCGUACAGUGGCGUUACGGACGUCACGGAGGACAACGUGGUCACUUUAUUGCCCGCUGCUGACCAGUUUAAUGUCCUAGGCAUGCUUAAGGAUUGCACGGACUUCCUGCUGGAGAAAAUGGAUGCGGAGAAUUGCAUUGGAUUUGUCGAUUUCGCCAAAUGCUUUUUUCUCUUGGAUCUCCAGAAAGCUGCAGAAAGCUACUUGCUGAGUCACUUCGCCGAUGUUGUCACCAAGAGCGAAGAGUUCUUAGAGAUGCCCUUGGAAGCUGUUCUGGCAUUACUCAACCACGACCGCAUCAAUGUCCGAAAUGAAGAGUUAGUGUGGGAAGCCGGUAUCCGAUGGAUCGACCACCGGUCAUUUGAGAGGAAGAGGCAUGUAGACGCCAUCAUGCGAUGCGUGCGAUUGGGACUCAUGGAGACACAGUACUUCAUGGAGAAGGUAAAAGUGCAUAAGUACGUGGAGAACAAUGAGUCGUGCAAACCCAUCGUGAUCGACACCCUUCGCUUCCUCUGGGACCUUGAGAUGAUUGGCCAGAAGAAGGAUGUCGUGGAAACCCCCUUUCUGGCUACGCCUCGAAUCCCCUACUCCAUUCUGUUCACCAUCGGGGGAUGGAGCGGAGGAUCGCCCACGAAUCUCAUAGAGACUUACGACACCAAAGCCGACAGGUGGAUAAAAGUGGAAGAAGUGGAUCCUGCUGGUUCUCGUGCCUAUCACAAACUGGCAGUAAUUGGAUUCGACAUAUACGUUAUUGGAGGGUUCGACGGCAACGACUACUUCAACAGCUGUCGGUGCUUCAACGCUGUCACCAAGCAAUGGAGAGACAUCGCGCCUAUGCAUUCCAAGAGGUGCUACGUAAGCGUUGCUGCAUUGGGUGAUCUCGUCUACGCUAUGGGAGGUUACGACGGCCACCACCGCCAGAACACCGUCGAAAGAUAUGAUAAGUAUACUAAUCAGUGGACAUUUGUGACUCCCAUGAAUGUGCAGCGAAGCGAUGCUAGCGCCACCACUCUGAACGGCCGCAUUUAUAUCGUUGGUGGCUUCAACGGCAGCGAAUGCCUGGCGUCUGCAGAAUUUUACAACCCUCAAACUGACCAAUGGACAACCACCCCUUCCAUGAAACAGCGUCGUUCUGGUGUAUCGAUCAUCAGCCAUCAUGGUCAAAUUUAUGCUCUCGGAGGAUUCAAUGGUAUAUCAAGACUCGUGAAUGGAGAAAAGUACGAUCCUGAGACAGAUCAAUGGUCGCCCAUCCCAGACAUGUUCAACCCAAGGAGCAAUUUCGCCAUCGAGGUAAUGGACGACAUGAUCUUUGUAAUAGGAGGCUUCAAUGGCGUCACCACCAUCUAUCACGUGGAAUGCUACGACGAGAGGACUGGGGAAUGGUACGAGGCGACGGACAUGAACUCUUACCGAUCAGCACUAGCGGCAUGUGUGGUACAGGGUCUGCCUAAUGUGGAUGACUACAUCCACCAAAAUCGCUCGGGUCUUAUGGAGGAGAAGAGGCAGAAACUACUGCAGCAACAGGCUGUCCAAGAGGGGCGAGCCAGGAUGCCUACACCCAUUCUUGGCAAUGAGCAACAGCAAGAGGAAGAUGAAGAGGACAUCUGACUAGUAUAGGUUUGAAACAAUUUAUCAAAUAUCUACACACAUAGGAAACAGAAAUACAAUUGGUACGAGCAACAGUGAAUGUCAGAAUUCCACACUUUAUAAGCC
Argiope bruennichi is the source of this 1986-nucleotide messenger RNA. It is a transcript of the gene klhl10, whose product is annotated as kelch-like protein 10. The coding region runs from base 1 to 1881 and encodes 626 amino acids. The transcript is spliced from 9 exons. Lineage: Eukaryota; Metazoa; Arthropoda; Arachnida; Araneae; Araneidae. The record is from RefSeq and is a predicted model, not a curated record. Gene Ontology annotation, molecular function: protein binding.